Messenger RNA from Tribolium castaneum (red flour beetle), 6017 nucleotides. RefSeq lists its product as uncharacterized. Lineage: Eukaryota; Metazoa; Arthropoda; Insecta; Coleoptera; Tenebrionidae. Bases 1652 to 3226 code for a protein of 524 amino acids. The record is from RefSeq and is a predicted model, not a curated record. The transcript is spliced from 8 exons.
AUUUCGUUACAGAUGACAAUCUCGCUACCGGAAUAAUUCCGUUUUUUCCCAACUAAAAGGGACAACGUUUGUACAACAAAUUGCCAGUGUUUAUAAGAAGAGCAAACUUUCAAUAAAAACGAAUAGUAAAUAGAAAAUACAUUUUAAGCAAAGCUGGUGUUUGUUUGUGCUUCAAGUUUACUACUUGUAUGUUUACUCAAACAUAAAACUAACCCAUAUUCCAAGAAACUGGCAAGUAAACUCGAAUUAUUGUGCACUUUUCACUCAAACUUUUUUCCCAAUUAACAGCGCCUUUUCGAUGAUUUCGCGCUGGCUACGUUUCAACACCUCUCAAAGUUGAACCGCUAAUUGUCUUAAUUCGUUAGACUCAUUGUGGGGCUCUCGACGUCGGAGGCGCGGGUAAACAUUGUUUAGAUUGCACGUAGGCGCUAAAAUGGAUGUUUAGCACAUCGCUCAUUAUACGCCCGAAUAUUUGCCCGCAAUCCGCACUCUUGCAACUAGUUUCAGGAAAUUGGCCUCCCCUAUCUAUUUUCCCGGCUUCUUAUUUUAUUCGAAUUGCUCGCCCGCCGUACACAGUAAAAAAUGUAUAAAUCUAAACAUACACUAUCCUAGUGUCCAUCAAUUAGAGUAGUUAAAUAAAAGUAAAAUUACACUAGAAAACUACUCUAAAAAUCUGUCAGUGUUUAUCAACUCUAAAUUACUCUGUAAAUUUAGCGCCAAAAGUUUUUAGGGGUUUUCAACACUAUUAGGUGCAAAUCGCUCUAUAUAGUGUUAAUUUACACUAAAAUUACAGCUCUAAUGCGCAUGCCUACGAAUAAUGCGAUUGCACAUGUUGGCACAUAGGUCCAUAAGUGUGUGACUGUUCUUGUGUUUCUUUUUAAGUAAGUAUAUAUAUUUAUAUAUUUAUUGUUGAUUGUUUUUUUAUGUAUUUUCUGGACAGGUAAUAUUUUCAGGUAAGCAAAUAUACUUACAAAAAUUAAUUUCCUAAUUUCUAUUUAAUUGUUGUAAAUUGCGCAAUAUUGUUUAUUCGCAGAUACAAAAGGCUUCUCCGAUUGUAAUAAGUAAUAAAUAAUAAAUAUCCAGUGAAUUUGUAAUUAGUCUUGGCACUGGAACUGAAGCCGUAGGUCUUCUUGAACUGAAAAAAUUAUUUGUGGGAUCGAAAUUUUAUUUUUUUAAGAACAUCAUUGACCCAAUAGCUUUUGCUAUUAAACAUAAAUCACUUAAAAACAUAUUUAUCGGCACCUCUAAACUUUACGGUUUUUCUUCUGUGUAAGAAAGUUUGCACAACUGUUUCGCAUUUCUCAGUACAAAACGUCAGAUUAUUUUUAAUAUAUUUAAAAUAAUUUUAAGCCUUGUUGAGUCCAAUUUGAAGAAUAAAGUAUUAUAUUCAACUCGUAUUCGUGAAAAAUCGGUUUAUUUAUUCAUAAUUCAUUGGAUCGUUUGAUUUAAUACUGUAGGAAAAAGGCCUCAAGGGCAUCAGUUAAAAAAUUCGAUGCUUCGCAUUUCAAGUUUUUUUAUUAAUGUUUUUACACUUUUUUAUACACCCUUUUAAACAAACUAAAGAAAUUAAAAUCAUUUUCGGUAUAGGGCCAGCAAAACCUUAGCCUAAUUAUCUCAUUUUUCAGAAAAAAAUUGCUCAUUUCUCGUCACUAUGUUUAUUAAAAUUAAACACAUUCAUUUAACAAAACUGGCGAAAAUCGACAUCAGUUCGGCGACUUAUGAGGAUUUAGUAAACAUUGCAAAAUUAAAAUUCCCGGAGCUCGCUGACGAGCAAAUUUAUUUCCAUGAGAAAGAUGGAACAAUUUUGGAAGAAGACGUUAUUCUUGACUUCUUAAAAGAAAAUUCGAGGGAAUCGAUUUUACUAAUCGUAUGUAAAAUAAGAGCUACUGCUGAUGAAUUAAAUUUUGCAUCAGCAAGUACUGUCUCUAUUAUAAGUACGGAGUACCAAGACACUGACGAAAGUACCACCAGUGAGGAUGAAAUUAGUGAAAACAUUUCAGUCGUACCAAGUGAUAAAAGAAUAGAUCCUAAUAUUCAGAAAGAGGAAACAUUUAAAAAACCUAUGGGUUACAAAGAAAUGUCUGUUGAGGGGUGGAAAAAAUUUAUAAGAAAUAGAAUGGGUGAUGAGAUUUUUGAGUUUUACAGUCGAAAUGGUUUUCUGAAAAAAUCAUUACGUAUUCAAUUAGUCAAUGCAACGACUUCUGAAUUAGUGCGUAUGUAUGGAAUCUCAGUUCCUGAAUUCGCCAAAAGAAAUUUGGGACAGGCUAUUAUUUCAAUAUUUCCUAAAUUGAGAAACCCGUGUGGCCCAACGGGCUACGAAGCCUUUUAUAAAAACGACAAUGGGGGGGAAGGUUUUAUUAGUUAUAGGUUACGCUUUAUCGCGAAAAAUUCCAAAGAUGAAGACAUUAGGGCCGCGGUACGCAGAAGGAAGCGCAAAGCUGUUGAAAACGCGUCCGAUGAAGUGAAGGAAAAAAAAGAAGAUUGUAGAAAUACAUAUAAAAACGUAAUAACUAUCACUCCAGAAAUUUCUGAUUGUGUGGAAUUUCUGAGAAACGCUUCUCCUCAAACAGACCAAGAAGCAAUCUUGGACAGAAUGAAAAAAACGUUCACUUAUAGGCGGUCCUUGGAUGUUAAUGUUUUAUCAAUCUUUCCGAGAUUUCUGGACACUCCAUAUCUUAUUGAACACGAUUUUCGAUUACUUUUUCCUGAUAAAGAACUCAGUUUUAUUGCCAAAAUAAACAAUGAUGCAGAGAAAAUUCUAAGUAUAUAUGAUAGUGAAGUAGCCACACCUGCCACAGAAAUAUUAGGUUCGACGGAAGGUUCAAGUGACAAAUUUGACAAAGUUACACGAUCUUUGUUAGCCCUAGCCAAACUUCUUCAAUGGAGGGUUAAUUCAAAACAACUAAAUCAACCGGUCGCAGAAAUAUUAUCUUCACUUCAAAGAAAACAACCAUUUCUGUUGGCACAAGGGCAUAGUAAUAAGGGGGCAAUUACGAAGUACCACAUAGUAGUGGACAGACAGCUCAUCCCUUGCCCUGACCACUGUUCCAGUGCGGAGGCUUUCCAGUUGCUGUUUAUGACUCAUUAUGUGUUCAACAUAAGGUACGAUCACAAACUAAAAUUUUUUUGGGAAUUCAUACAAACCUAUUAUUUUGACAUUGAAUCCGAAGGUAUAUUGUACACUCCACUUAUGUGUCUAGUGAGAACUAGACUCUUAAAUGAUUAAUGAUAACAUUGUUUUCGAUUUUGUAUACUUGUUAGAGUUCUUUUUGUUAGUUUUUUAUACGAGUUUUUUGUUAUAUGAGUGAGUAAUUAUUUACAAUGUUUGUGUGUUCCUUAUGUAAUAAGAAAUUAUUAAAAACUUAUUUGGUUGUCAAGCAUUUAAGAACAAUUCAUGGAUUAUUUGAUAAUCCGAAACUUAAUUUAAGAUGUUGUUUUCAGUUUUGUUAUUCAAAUUUUAAAACUUUUAAUGGAUUUAGAAAACAUAUGUUGAUUCAUGAGACUGAGAAUUUAGGUAAACAAUUAUUAAGAAAUAAUGAGAAUUUGGUUGGGUCUACAGAGUUUUUACAGAGGACUAGUAAUAAUGCUGCAGUAACUCCUCUUAGCUCUCUCACUAUUAAUUCUCAAGUUGAUAUUGUUGAUGAGUGUGGUGUUUGUGUUGAAGAUGACAAUAAUGUUGCAAUAACUUCUCUUAGCUCUCUCACUACUAACUCUCCAGUUAAUAGUGUUGAUGAGCGUGUUGUUUGUGUCGAAGAUGAUAAUAAUCGUGAUUUUAAUACAUUAGAAGAUGGUUCUUUUACUAAAAUCCAGAAUGAAUCAUUUGAUAUUGAGGUACUGUUCCAUAUAUUUUUUCAACAAAUUAUGCCACUGAGUUUACCACACUCACAAUUUCAAGCUGUAUAUGAAGCGGUUGAUGAAUUACUUUUAAAUUUGUUCGAGUAUAUGUUAAAUAACAGUGUUAAUGAAAAUCUUUUUUUUUCUUUCUUAAAUAGUGUUAGAGAUAAAGUUAAAAUAGAAAUGAAUAAAUAUAGCAGCACAUAUAAAAGAAAUAAAAUUAUUAAUUCAAAAAUUGUUUUGCCAAAGGAAAUAUAUUUAGGUAUACGUAAUGAUUCCAUAUUCGACAAAAGUACGAACACAAGAAUAGAAGUAAAUAUCCCCAGAACAUUUCAAUACGUACCUAUUCUAGAAACACUACAGUGGUUGAUAAAUAAUAACAAAAUAAUAUUGGACUAUAUAUCAACAUUCAAGUGUACUACUCAUGAAAAGGAAUUAAUUACAAGUGGCACAUACCUUGAAAAUAAUGAAUUAUUUUUACAAAAAAAAUAUUUUGUAAAAUUGCAGUUAUAUUACGACGACUUCGAAACUGUUAAUCCUUUAGGUAGUAAGACAGGAGCUCACAAAAUCGGUGCGUUAUAUUUUACAAUUCAAAAUUUACCCUAUGCAUUUAACUCAAAUUUAAAAAACAUACACCUUUUAGCUUUAUUUUUUACGUCUGAUUUGAAGUCUAGUUGCAUAGGUGAAGACAUUACACUAAAUAAAAUAUUAUCUCCUAUCAUUGCAGAUUUAAAAAAAUUGGAAACUGAGGGUAUUUUAGUAGAUGGCGUUUCUGAACCAAUUUUUGGCACGAUUUCAUCUCUUUCUCAUGAUAAUCUAGCUGCAAAUUCUUUGCAUGGAAUGGUUGAAUCCUUUCAGGCUAAUUAUUUUUGUCGGUUUUGUUUAUCUCACAAACAUGAGAUGCAGAAUAUGUUUUCAGCAAGAGAUUGUACUUUAAGAACAAGUGAACUGUACGAACAACACAGCAGUAUAGCGGAAAGAAACAAUAAUCACCAUUUUGGCAUCAAAUUUCGCAGCAUCUUAAAUGAUCUUAAUUUUUUUAAACUUUGCGAUACAUCUUCUGUAGAUAUAAUGCACGAUAUUUUGGAAGGGACUGUUCAGUACGAAUUAAAACUUUUUCUUUUAGAAAUUGUGAAUGCGAAAUUAUUAACACUUGUCCAAAUAAAUGAAAGGAUACAUUUAUAUGAUUUUGGUACAACAAAUAGCUCCAAUAGACCUAGCCCAGUUGUUCUGGACAAAAAUAAUAAUAAUAUCAAACAAAAAGCAGUGCAAGCGUGGUGUCUGAUUAGAUAUUUACCUUUAAUAAUUGAUGAUGUCACAACCGAAGUAGACACAAAAUUUCAAGUAAUACUAUUAUUGUUAAAAAUUAUGUCUAUUGUCUUUGCACCUAGAAUUUGUACUAAAAUGGUAACAGAACUUGAAACGUUAAUUGAAACUCAUCAUCAACUUUUCAAAUUGGUCUUUGAUAGUCCUAUUAUUCCCAAACAACAUUUUAUGCUUCAUUAUCCAACAGUAAUUAAAACAAUGGGUCCAUUGCUAAACCUCUGGUGCAUGCGUUAUGAAUCUAAACAUGCAAUGAUAAAAUAUUUUGCGUCAAAAUUUAGAAAUUAUAAAAAUUUAACAAAAACUCUUGCACUUCGUUGUCAACAAAUGUCAGGAACUUCUCAUCCUAAUAGUUUAUUUGAGAUAUGUGAACAAUUUGGUCCUUCUGUAUCAUGUUUAAUUAAAGAUUAUAGAUUUUCACAUUUAAUUUCUGUAGAUGAGGAUGAAAUUGAAAACGAUUCAACCGUAUCUCAAUAUAAAUGGUUCAAAUGUGGAUACCUUUACAAAAAAAAAAUGUUUAUAUGUGUAGGAAAAGAUUAUUACCUAAACUCUCAGCUUCCACAGUUUGAUGAAAUAAUUGAUAUAUGUUCAAUAGAUACUGAUGCCUCGGAAAAACAGAUAUUUUUUGUAACAAAAAAAUGGAAAACUGAAUCUUUUGUCGAAAGACUUCAUUCUUAUAAAUUAAAAGAUACAGAUAUUAGUCCAACUUUUGACAUUAUAGAAUUUAGUUUUCUUUUAUAUAAGGAACCAUAUAAUAUAUCACAAUCAUUUUCCUCUAACGAAUGGUUACUCGUUCCGAAAUACAAAUUUAUUUUUUAGAGUAUGUAAAUUCGUUAAAUGAGUUUCUGUUACUUCUACUA